CGACAAUUAUCAAAGUGCUUUCUUGUUAGCUGGGACCUUGGACCAAUAAUACAAUAAUCUUACUCCCAGCUGGAACCAAUUAUAUAAUCAUACUUUCAGUUGUUAGUAAGUUUUGAGGAUCAACUUAAAUCGAGAUGGAGAUACCUGGAAAGAAACGUGACCCUGACCUUGACCUUGACAAGGGCUCCGAUGAUGCCACUGUCUACUGUCAGCGGUGUGAAGAGGACGGCAAACGCGCUUUAACCCAGGGAUUCUGUCAGACCUGUCAAGAGUACAUGUGUGAUCCCUGUAUCAAGGCCCAUAAGGAACUCAAGAGGUCCAGGAACCACGUUAUGUUGACAAAAAACAAGAUGCCUUCCUUUUACCCGUCCACCAAACAGUCAGACAUCGGCGAAACUGAAUACUGUAAAAAUCAUCCGAAGGAGAUGAUAAAGUUUUACUGCCCGACCCACGGCGAUCUUGGCUGUGGUGAGUGUGUCGUACUCCACUAUCGCAGCUGUAGAGUCGAUUACAUCGCUGACGUUGCUAAAGAUUUUGUCAUUGGAAAUGAAUUCAAAGAAGUGGAACCAUCGAUUAAACGAGCUGAAGAUCUUCUAUCUCGGUCUAUAAGUAAUGUCAAUGUGCUUUUGGUCGAGGUCGAACACCAGUCAAAGUAUGAGAUUGCCAGAUUGAGGAAGUUCCGGGAAGAAAUCAACACCUACCUGGACCGCCGCGAGAAGGAGUUGCUCGACAACAUCCAGAAAGUGAAGACCGAUAAUCAAAACGUGCUGACUUCAGUAAAGGUUGAUUGUGAGUCGGCGAAAUCGGGACUUGAGGCCAUGAGGACGGAUCUGUCUUCCGGUGACAUAUCGUUGAACCAACGGUACGUAGCGGCGAGGAGAGCACAGAGGAAUACACGGGAGAUUCUGGAUAAGAAGGAGCAGAUGACUGGUCUGAUAAAGGUCCGAAAGUAUCGGUUUACCAAGGACAAGGACACGAAACGUCUUCUGGGAUCGAGGAUGGACCUGGGAACACUGGACGUUGCGGGAAAGUUUGUUCCAGUUCCUGACUUAUCUACUUUGACAUUGAAAAUGGGGGCGGAUAUCGACGUUAAAGCGACUAAGGACCAGGUGACCUGCUAUAUCACGGGUAUAGCCCUGCUCCCUUCUGGUCUCUUACUCCUGGCUGAUGGGAGUAACAAGAAUGUCAAACUUGUAAACGACCCCGCCCGCACCGUCGCGUCCCGCCUCCAGCUGCCAGGCGAGCCCUGGGACGUGUGUGUGCUCCCUAAUGACCAGGCUGCCGUCACUCUCCCGAAUAACUCCAUGAUUCAGCUGCUGUCUACAAAGCGAGGACAGUUGACGCGUGGAAAGGAAAUAAAAGUAUCACCCAUGUGUCGUGGUAUUACGUCUUACAACAACAGAUUAUACGUUUCGUACCAAUCAAACCCGCGUAUCAAAGUGAUGACAUUGGAUGGUCAUAUCAUAAGUACAUUCCAAACAGAUGAUGGAAUACAAUUUUUCAAAGCACCAUUUUACCUGACUGUGUCAGCUUCAACACCACCGACCCUGUACGUGUCUGACUACGAUGCUCACACCGUCCUCCAGCUGUCCCUAGACGGGAAGGUCCUGCGGGAAUACCGAGACAAGCAGCUCAGACAUCCCAGGUCCGUGGUGGAGGUAGGGCCCGGCCAGCUGCUCGUGUGUGGAUUUUCCAGCAACAACGUGAUGCUGCUAACGGAGAGGGAUGUCAAGAUGACGGAAAUACUGGGAGAGAAGGACGGAGUGACCAAUCCCUACUCCAUGACCUUCUGUCCUCACACACGUGCCAUAAUUGUUGGGAUGCACUAUAAGGACGCACUGAAGGUCUUUAAUGCAAACUGACAGUUGUUUCUUUACCAGUCGUGUUUCUUUGUAAUUAAUUUUGUUUGAGCAACUGAAUAGUUAAUGCAACAACAUGUAUUGUUCAACAUGAACUUAUAGUAUUGAUUUGUUGUAAACAUGUUUUAUGAAAUUGAAUGACCAUUGCCAUGUAUGUUAAAAUGGAGAGAAUGAAUGAAUGUGGUAUCUGUAUCAGAAGUUUUAUAUUUAUCCAGAAAACGCAUCCGUGUUUAAUGUCAUGUAAAGAUAUCUAAUAAAAUUUAAGUUUA
Messenger RNA from Mya arenaria, 2128 nucleotides. RefSeq names its product E3 ubiquitin-protein ligase TRIM71-like. The record is from RefSeq and is a predicted model, not a curated record. Gene Ontology annotation, molecular function: zinc ion binding; ubiquitin-protein transferase activity. Gene Ontology annotation, cellular component: nucleoplasm; chromatin. The transcript is spliced from 3 exons. Lineage: Eukaryota; Metazoa; Mollusca; Bivalvia; Myida; Myidae. Gene Ontology annotation, biological process: positive regulation of DNA-templated transcription. The coding region runs from base 135 to 1862 and encodes 575 amino acids.